AUGGGGCGGAAGCCGUCGAAAAAAGAGGCAGACGAACGCAUCGCCGGUCUCCCGGGAGGUACCCUCUUCCCCGACGAGCUCGCACUCAAGCUCAUCCAGACCUACGACCAUAACGGGAAUGGCCUGCUGCAGCAGUCGGAGUUCGCCCCCACGGAGGAGCUCAGGACGAGGCUGGAGAACCUUUUCAGUCAGCAGCGGGAGGAGAAGCGCCUGGCGCGCAUGGAGGAGCGCCAGCGCCAGAUGGACGACAACAUGAGGCCGGACGCGGGGGCGGUGGUGGUGUCUCCCGGUGAUGUCAACGACGGCCUGGUCAAUACCGCCGACAACGCGCUGUCCGCGCUGCCGUACCUGCUGCCCCUGGCUGAUGGCAUCGUGUUCGCCGCCCACCUGUUCGGCGUGUUCCCGGAGCAGACGGCGUGGGCACAGCCACUGGCCGCUGUGCUGCUGACGCUGCGGUCAUUGUCGUUCGCGACUUUGAUCGGCUUCUUCAGCCUGUCCAUCGGCUCCGCAACCCGCAAGUCAACAAGCUCGUGA
Ectocarpus sp. CCAP 1310/34 is the source of this 534-nucleotide messenger RNA. The record is from the annotation of a GenBank genome assembly. NCBI's taxonomy places the organism in Eukaryota, Phaeophyceae, Ectocarpales, Ectocarpaceae.